Molecule: messenger RNA, 1107 nt
Organism: Sparassis crispa
Lineage: Eukaryota; Fungi; Basidiomycota; Agaricomycetes; Polyporales; Sparassidaceae
Product: UPF0676 protein
Exons: 7
Coding region: 1-1107 (368 amino acids)
Molecular function (GO): dioxygenase activity
Source: RefSeq, a predicted model, not a curated record
AUGAUUCGUGUCUUGAAGCCGGCCGCAUUAACCAGGAGAAAACCCCACUUUGCCGCGUCCCGCUCUGCCCCGCGAGGUCUUGCGACAUUGGCUGAGAAUACAAAGCCAGAAUUAUCCUUCCAGAUUCCUCUCAUUGACUUCAGCAAGUUUCGUGCGGCAACAUCGCUAUCGGAGAAGCGGCAAACCGCCGACGAGGUCGUUAAAGGGUUCAAGGAAGUGGGGUUUAUAUACCUCGAUAAGCACGGUAUCUCAGACGAUGUCGUGAAACAUACGUUCAAGAAGAGCGCAGAGUUCUUCAGUCUUCCCAUGGAAUUGAAGUCGAAAUUGGCAUGGGAAGACCCGCGCUCGAACCGAGGCUACGUCCAGAUCGGCAGGGAGCGCGUCACCCAGUCCACCGACACGUCUGAGAUCGCCCGACUGCGGGAGAAGGCGCCAGAUUUCAAGGAAUCCAUGGAAAUAGGGCGUGACUGGGACAAGACGUGGAAGAACCAGUGGCCCCAGGAGAGCGAUGCACCCAGGUUCAAGGAGACGAUGCUGCAAUUCUUCCAAACAUGCCAUGAAUUGCACGUCCUGGUCAUGCGCGCUAUCGCGAUUGGGCUUGAUCUUGAUGAGACAUUCUUCGACGAUAAGAUACAUGAGCAGUACCACAACUUGCGGCUGCUUUCAUAUCCUCCUAUUAGGACGCACCUCCUGCAGAAGGAGGGUCAGGCGCGUGCAGGAGCACACUCAGACUAUGGUACUUUGACCCUACUGUUCCAAGAUUCUGUCGGUGGCCUGGAAGUCCAGAACCCACACACUAAGCAGUAUCAGCCGGCUACCCCUAUGCCCGGGACGAUCGUCGUGAAUGCAGGUGACCUCCUGUCUCGCUGGAGCAAUGACGUUCUACGCUCGACCCUUCACCGAGUUGUCGCACCACCUGCUAAGAAGAUCAGUGACACCGAGAGCAUCACACCCGCUCGGCAGUCGAUUGCGUUCUUUUGCAACCCGAACGGUGGUGCGGAGAUUUCGUGCUUGCCGAAUUGCUACGGACAGGGACGAGAGAAGAAGUACGCGCCUGUGACGACAGAACAGUAUAUUGUUGGAAGGCUGUCUGCGACGUAUAUGUGA